CUCUUCGGCCCCCCACCGCCACCACCGAAAAGUCAGCCACCAAACUCGCCAACCACCCAUAAAUUUCCACUUCGCGAAUGGCCUCCCUCUCCUCCUCCUCUCUCCGCUCCUUCUCCCCCGGACGCCGCCGCCUCCCCCUCUCCCCGCGCGCCGCGUCGCCGCCGCUCCUCCCGUCCCGAUCGCCGCCGAAGCGGCUCGCCUUCUCCGUCGCUCUCGGGGGCCGCCUCUCCCUGACCGGCGCUCGCUCGAGGAGCCUCGUCCCCAGGGCGCGAUCCUCGAUGGCCGGAGCCGCGACCGAGAGCGGUAGGAAGAAGGUGGUGGAGGUGUUCGACACCGAGGAGGAUCUCGCGGUUUCUCUGGCGAAGUACACCGCCGAUUUGUCCGCCAAGUUCGCCGAGGAAAGAGGAGCGUUCAGCGUCGUCGUGUCCGGAGGUUCGUUGAUCAAGUCACUCAGGAAACUGGUUGAAGCGCCGUACAUUGAUUCGGUGGACUGGUCGAAAUGGCACGUUCUCUGGGUGGAUGAGAGAGUUGUGCCUAAGGAUCACGAUGAUAGUAACUACAAGCUUGCUUAUGAUGGCUUUCUAUCACAGGUGCCAAUACUUCCUGGCAAUGUCUAUGCAAUUAACGACGCUCUGUCGGCAGAGGGUGCAGCGGAUGAUUAUGAGACAUGCAUUAAGCAUUUAGUGAAAAGCAGCAUAGUAGCAUCAUCAGAAAGUGGGCUCCCAAAGUUUGAUCUCAUGCUUCUGGGUAUGGGUCCCGAUGGACAUGUUGCCUCUCUUUUCCCCGGUCAUCCUCUUGUCCACGAAAACAAGAAAUGGGUCACCUUCAUUAAGGACUCACCUAAACCACCUCCAGAGAGAAUUACUUUUACCUUCCCUGUGAUCAACGCAUCUGCACACAUUGCGCUAGUAGUUGCUGGAGCUGGAAAAGCUGGUGUAGUGCACGCUGCAUUGGGUAAUAGUCAAUCUCCUGACCAAUUACCUGUUGAAUUGGUUUCGCCCGAGGGCGAGCUGACUUGGUUCUUGGACAAGGCUGCUGCUUCAAAGCUGUAGUAGCAGGCUUUGCUAUGUUUGUGCGGUGUUUGUUCCUUUAUAAUUUAGGUGUCGAGAUCUUACGGGUUCUGUACCUUUACAUGUACAAGCUCCGGGAUAUGUUGAUGACAUUGCGCAAUGAUCAGUGAGGUUCUUGUGAUCUGUCACAGGAUCACAGCAUCGAUGUAAUAAAACAGCGUGAACUCGAUACAUGCAUUUUCCUUUGUAAA
Messenger RNA from Syzygium oleosum, 1261 nucleotides. RefSeq names its product probable 6-phosphogluconolactonase 4, chloroplastic. Gene Ontology annotation, molecular function: 6-phosphogluconolactonase activity. NCBI's taxonomy places the organism in Eukaryota, Viridiplantae, Streptophyta, Magnoliopsida, Myrtales, Myrtaceae. The record is from RefSeq and is a predicted model, not a curated record. The transcript is spliced from 3 exons. Gene Ontology annotation, biological process: pentose-phosphate shunt; carbohydrate metabolic process. The coding region runs from base 78 to 1052 and encodes 324 amino acids.